UUCAAUUAAGGUUUGGUCACGUAGCAUGGGUUUGACCAUACUGUGAACGAUGACAGCCUUAGGAAGAUGCAGGGGACACUACCGUAGCUUUGAUCCACGCUACAGAAACUUAUCAUCUCUGACCAAUAAUGCCAUACUUGCCGAACCAACCGAAGGAGACAGUGUUUGGGUGGAUUCAAAUGCAGCCCAUGCACCAAAUUUGCAAGAACACUUACAGGAAUGUGCACGACACAGAGGAGUCAUGGAAGGGAAGGCUUGCCAUGCCCAGACUCUUCAUUUUGGAUUACAAGAAGAUACUUUGGCAUCCAAUAUGCUCAUCAACGUGUAUUCAAAAUGUGGUCUGGUUGACUAUGCUCGUAAAAUAUUUGAUAGAAUGCCUCAAAGAAACUUAGUGUCAUGGAAUACCAUUGUUGGUUCUUAUACCCAAAAUGGGAAUAAAGAAGCGGCUCUCAAUCUUUUCAUUCAAAUGCAGAAAGAAGGAACCCAGUUCAGUGAGUUCACACUUUCAAGUGUGCUUUGCGCUUGUGCUGCCAAGUGUGCAGUGUUUGAGUGUAAACAAUUGCAUGGUUUUGCUCUUAAGACAUCAAUGGUCGCAAAUGUGUUUGUGAGUACUGCUUUGCUUGAUGUAUAUGCAAAAUGCAAUAUUGUUAAGGAUGCUAUUCUGGUGUUUGAGUGCAUGCCAGAGAGGAGUGUCGUCACUUGGAGUUCAAUGGUGGCGGGGUAUGUGCAAAAUGAACUUUUUGAGGAGGCAUUGCUAUUGUUUCGCAGAUCACAAGUAGGUGGAAUGGAACCUGACCAAUUUAUUAUUUCUUCUAUUCUCGCUGCUUGUGCAGCCUUGGCUGCUUUGAUUGAAGGAAAACAGGUACACGCAGUAGUGUAUAAAGCUGGUUUUCAAGCAAACCUUUUUGUGGUUUCCUCGCUUGUAGAUAUGUAUGCAAAAGGUGGAAGCAUUAGGGAGGCGUACUAUGUGUUUUCCAGGGCAGAAGAGAAGAAUAUAGUCUUAUGGAAUGCAAUGAUUUCUGGCUUUUCUAGACAUGUUCGAUCUAUAGAGGCGAUGAUAUCAUUUGAGAAAAUGCAGCAGAUUGGCAUGCGCCCAAAUGAAGUAACUUAUAUUUCUGUGUUAUCUGCUUGUGGACAUAUGGGUCUGGUAGGACGAGGGCGUAAAUAUUUCGAAAUUAUGAUGAAAGAGCAUAAUGUGUCACGUAACGUCUUUCACUAUUCAUGCAUGGUUGAUCUUCUAGGUCGGACGGGGCUGAUUCAUGAAGCUAAGAAUUUGAUGGACGAAAUGCCAUUUGAUGCCACAGCUUCUAUGUGGGGAUCGCUUUUGGCGUCCUGCAGGGUCCAUGGAAAUGUUGAGUUGGCUGAGAUUGCUGCCAAGCAUUUGUUUGAACUUGAACCUAAAAAUGCAGGAAACCAUGUCUUGCUUUCGAAUAUAUAUGCUGCAAAUAAAAAGUGGGAGGAAGUUGCACAGGCAAGAAAGCUUCUCAAAGGCAGUGAAGCAAAGAAGGAGAGGGGCAAGAGUUGGAUUGAAAUUAAGGAUGAGGUUCACGUAUUUAUGGUUGGUGAGAGAAGCCAUCCUAGAGUUACUGAGAUUUAUUCAAGAUUGGAGGAUUUUCUAGAAGAAAUGAAGAAGUUGGGUUACAAGGGUGAGACUGAUCAUGACCUACAUGAUGUGGAAGAGAACCGGAAACAGGAAUUGCUGAAGCAUCAUAGUGAGAAGCUCGCUCUUACUUUUGGGCUGAUGUGCUUGCCCUCUAGUGCACCUAUAAGGAUUAUGAAGAAUCUCAGAAUCUGUGGGGAUUGCCACUCUUUUAUGAAGCUUGCUUCAAGGAUUACGGGGAGGGAAAUCAUUGUUAGGGAUACCAAUCGGUUUCACCAUUUUAGUACUGGAUUUUGCUCCUGCAGGGAAUUCUGGUAAUAAGACUGCCGUGUGUCAUUGAUGGUUCUAUGUUUCAUUUUAUCUGCUGCCUUGGAUUAGUUCUCCUUUCAUGGAAAAAAUGUUUACCGAGAUAGAUUGCAUCAAGCCAAUGUAAGAAAACCAGAGAUUAAUCCUGGUCGUUUGCAUAGACUUCGUAAAUACGAGAUUGAACCAUGAUUUACUAAGAGCAUGCCAAAGUGACAAAGCUGCCAAUGCUCAGCACAUGUAAAAGAUGAAGGUGGUUAUUAGAUUGGUUGCUGUAUAGGAGCAACUGGUAGCAGCUCAUACCUGGUGAUCGUUCUAGUUGUAAUUUAUCUGGAGCAAGUAAUGGAGCCUAAUUACAAAACAUGGAUAUGAACACAAGGUACAUAUACAACACGACAUGGACAUGCGGGCAUGACAUUUUUCAAGAAAGUAUGACACAUAGACUUUGCGCAUAUUAUAGUGAACUAAAUUUAUCAUGUGAUUUAUUGAGCUUGUAGUUGGGAGAGAAUGAGGCUGCUUAUUAAUGCAUUUGAUUUGCAGGUGGAUUGGUAUAAGCUAGUGUAGGGUAAUAUUAUCCACUACUUGGCUCGUUUUUUUCAUGCUGAAGACUGGUAUUUUUUGUUUGAUUUUU
This is a messenger RNA of Ilex paraguariensis (yerba mate), 2534 nucleotides long. NCBI's taxonomy places the organism in Eukaryota, Viridiplantae, Streptophyta, Magnoliopsida, Aquifoliales, Aquifoliaceae. The record is from the annotation of a GenBank genome assembly.